UUAUAUUAGUGCAGAACACUGUACCUUUAAUUUAAAUGCCCUUGGAGUCUGCUGGGGAAGAGAAAUAAUACUGACAGUCAGUAUGACAUGCAGAUGAGUGCCGUCGAUCUUAGAAUCACCGCACACUUCACUCAUUUGGGCAGUCACGGGGCCAAAACCAGAGUGUGGAGCCACAGUGUGGCGGUGGAGGCAGCAGCAAUGGGAGGCCAUACAGCACCCUAUGAAAAAAUGGAACACACCAGCAGUGUGAGGAGACCUGAAAGUGGCACAUGGCAGAGUGUGGCGAUGGAGACAGCAGCAAUGGGAGGCCGUACAGGGACCCAUGAGAGACUCUGGACCUGGCAGCAGCAUGAGGAGGCGGUACAGGGGCCCAUGGCAGAUUAGGGGCCUGGCAGCAGCUAUGGGAGGCCCGUAAUCUGCCAGCACCCUAUGACAAAAAAUGGAACACACCAGCAGUGUGAGGAGACCUGAAAGUGGCACAU
Staurois parvus is the source of this 482-nucleotide messenger RNA. The record is from the annotation of a GenBank genome assembly. NCBI's taxonomy places the organism in Eukaryota, Metazoa, Chordata, Amphibia, Anura, Ranidae.